AUUAGUUUCACCACUCUCUCUGUUGUUUUGUCGUGAUGCUAGUUUAAUACAAACUGUUAGAAAUGUUGUUUCUGUCAGUGGAAAAAUACAGUUUUUGAAUCAGGUCAUUAAAUGCCUGUAAUAUUUGCAGUAAGAAAUUCUGGAGGAGUAUCAGCUGAACUGAGAUCUGCUGUGAAUAUGGAGUUUGUUAAAGAGGAGAGUGAGGAAAACACGAGUGAAAUAAAACAAGAGGAACCAGAAACCUGGGAAAUAAAAGAAGAGGAACCAGAAACCUGGAAAACAAAACAAGAGGAAACAGAAAACUGGAGAAUAAAAGAAGAGGAACCAGAAAUAUUGAGAAUAAAACAAGAGGAACCAGAAACCUGCAGAAUAAAACACGAGGAACAAAGAGAGUUCAUUAAAGAGAAAGAGGAGAAUGAAGAAUCAAGUGAAGUUGAAGAGAAAAAUCAUAUUAAAACUGGAGGAAAACCUUUGAGUUGCUCUCAAACCAAACAGAAAGAAAUAAAGAAAAAAAGAGUCAAGAAAUCUCUCACUUGCACUCUGUGUGGAAAGAAUUUUAGUUCCGCUAGCAGUUUAAAAACGCACGAGAGGAUCCACACUGGAGAGAAACCUUAUAAGUGUUCACAGUGUGACCAGAGAUUUAAUCAAUCAGUAAAUCUGAAAACACAUGUGAGGAUCCACACUGGAGAGAAACCUUAUAAAUGUUCACACUGUGACAAGAGAUUCAGUCAUUCAGCAAAUCUGAAAACACAUGAGAGGAUUCACUCUGGAGAGAAACAUUGUAAGUGUUCACACUGUGACCAGAGAUUUAAUCAAUCAGCAAAUCUGAAAACACAUGAGAGGAUUCACUUUGGAGAGAAACCUUAUAAGUGUUCACAGUGUGACAAAAGAUUUCAUCAUUCAACAAAUCUGAAAUCACAUGAAAGGAUCCACACUGGAGAGAAACCUUAUAAGUGUUUACACUGUGGCAAGAGAUUCAAUCAUUCAGCAAAUCUGAAAAUACAUGUGAGGAUCCACACUGGAGAGAAACCUUAUAAGUGUUCACACUGUGACCAGAGAUUUAAUCAAUCAACACAUCUGAAAACACAUGAGAGGAUUCACUCUGGAGAGAAACCUUAUAAGUGUUCACAAUGUGACAAGAGAUUCAAUCAUUUACCAUAUCUGCAAACACAUGAGAGGAUUCACUCUGGGGAGAAACCUUAUAAGUGUUCACAAUGUAACAAGAGAUUCAAUCAUUUACCAUAUCUGAAAACGCAUGAGAGGAUCCACACUGGAGAGAAACCAUAUAAAUGUUCUUACUGUGACAAGAGAUUCAAUCAGUCAGCAAAUCUGAAAAUACAUGAGAGGAGUCAUACCGGAGAGAAACCUUAUAAGUGUUCACACUGUGACAAGAGAUUCAUUGUUUCAUCACAUCUGAAAACACAUGAAAAGAUCCAUAAUGGAGUGAAACCUUAUAAGUGUUCACAGUGUGACGAGAGAUUUAAUCAGUUGCCAAGACUGAAAACACAUGAGAACAUCCACAAUGGAGAGAAACCUUAUAAAUGUUCACAGUGUGACAAGAGAUUCAUUGUUUCAUCACAUCUGAAAAGACAUGAGAGGAUUCACUCUGCAGAGAAACAUUAUAAGUGUUCACACUGUGAUAAGAGAUAUAGUGAUUCAUCAAGUCUGAAAACACAUGAGAGGAUUCACACCGGAGAGAAACCUUAUAAGUGUUCACACUGUGGCAAAAGAUUCAAUCAUUCAGCAAAUCUGAAAAGACAUGAGAGGAUCCACACUGGAGAGAAGCCGUAUAAAUGUUCACACUGUGACAAGAGAUUCAUUGUUUCAUCACAUCUGAAAACACAUGAGAUGAUUCACACUGGAGAGAAACCUUAUAAAUGUUCACACUGUGACAAGAGAUUCAUUUUUUCAUCACAUCUGAAAACACAUGAGAGGAUUCACACCGGAGAGAAACCUUAUAAAUGUUCACACUGUGACAAGAGAUUCAUUGUUUCAGCACAUCUGAAAAGACAUGAGAGGAUUCACUCUGCAGAGAAACAUUAUAAGUGUUCACACUGUGAUAAGAGAUAUAGUGAUUCAUCAAGUCUGAAAGGACAUGAGAGGAUACACACUGGAGAGAAACCGUAUAAGUGUUCACACUGUGACAAGAGAUUCAUUGUUUCAUCACAUCUGAAAACACAUGAGAGGAUUCACACCGGAGAGAAACCUUAUAAGUGUUCACACUGUGGCAAAAGAUUCAAUCAUUCAGCAAAUCUGAAAAGACAUGAGAGGAUCCACACUGGAGAGAAACCGUUUUAAUGCACUGUACGUGGGAAGUGUUUCAUUCAGUCAUCUGUUAUACACAGUUAUACAAAAGACAAUCACAGUAAGGUCCCGUACAAAUGGAGACAUGUUUAGCUGUAUAUGUAAAUAAUUUGUAUGGUAUAUGUGUUUCGUCCAGGCGGAUCCGGCAUUUUGGGAGAGUGAAAUCACUACUUUUCUUUUUAAACCGGGUCCCAGAGUGGCUGAAUCUAUAAACUACACCUUUGCGUUUUCGUGUGUAAAGCCAAUACGUAUAUUUUGUGAAACAAUGAUGUCAUGGAAGAUCAUGUGACCCUUCGGCAGCAAUGCACACAUAUUCCUUUGAUCUGCUCACUUUGUCAGAAAUUAUAUAUAUCCUGUCAGUAAAUUGUGAACAACUAGCCACAGUCAAGGAUGUUCGGGAAAGACAGAUUGAACAAUCACCAAUAAAGAAAAAAUUUAAAGAUUCUGCCAUUUACUGAGGAACUGGACGUGGCUAUAGCUAACGGUAUCAAGCUAGUGCUCAAAGAGCAACAAAGUGCUCUCGAUUCAGUUGUGGCUUCAACUGUACGAGAAGCAAUAGACUCUGUACUGACUCUAGCACUCCGCGAUCUACAUUUGAAGAUGCAAACAACCAACAAUUCUGUGAAAGAGCUGAGAGGAGAGG
This is a messenger RNA of Carassius gibelio (silver crucian carp), 2947 nucleotides long. Its product is annotated as zinc finger protein 883-like. Lineage: Eukaryota; Metazoa; Chordata; Actinopteri; Cypriniformes; Cyprinidae. Gene Ontology annotation, biological process: regulation of DNA-templated transcription. The record is from RefSeq and is a predicted model, not a curated record. Gene Ontology annotation, molecular function: RNA polymerase II cis-regulatory region sequence-specific DNA binding; DNA-binding transcription factor activity, RNA polymerase II-specific. The transcript has 2 exons. The coding region runs from base 112 to 2298 and encodes 728 amino acids.